AUGACGCUCUCACUAAACAACUUCUGUCGCGCGUUUCCUUCGCUUCAAAACAAUUCGACGAGCACGUCUUUCAGCAGCAGUGCUUCUUCUUUUUCUGACUCGAGAGGAGGGUUCAUCGUCAGAGCGAGUCUUGGGACGAAGAAGAAGAAGAAGAAUCAUCUCGUUGCACAUUUCCACCGGGAAAAAACCCAUCGUCAACAAAGUCAUCACCAUCGUCGUCGUCGUCGCGGAGUCGGUGUCGCCGCUGAGCAACAAGAGAAUAACAAUGAAAAGAAUUUCCAAACUGGCGAAAGAUUGGACGAAAAAGUGUCCUUGUUCGGCAUCACGCACACGCAAAAGGAGUACGAAGCGGCGGAAUAUAUCAUGAAAUCGAAACCGAAGUUCGUGGUGUGCGAAACCGCCGUCUCGGCGGGCCACGGCGAGCAACACGGGAACAUGGUCACGUUCGAGCAAGGCGUGCAACAGAUGAUGAUAGAUCCGACGUUGGACGAAGCGUUAACGUUUGUGACUCGAUUGGCCGGGGAGAUGAAAUCAGAAGUGGAUAAGGACGCGUUGGUGGGAGAUUUUUGGAUGUCCAUGCGAGAACAGUUGCCGGCGGAACCGCUGGUAUACGCCGCGGCGAUGUACGUGGACGCGAAGAUUGUCUUUGCGGAUAGACCGAAAAGAAGCACGUACGGGAGGUUAGUCACUGAACCAACGUUAGAGGAGUUGGACGAGGCGUUUAGCAAACAGUCGGAGAGAAAUUAUAGGUUGUUGUUGCCGGAAAGUGAUAAGCUGAGACAGGAGUGCGAUUCGAUUAUAACCGAGAACGACGCGUUCCAAAAGUACAUCAUCGACGAACGCGAUCAAAUCAUGACCUCGUGCAUUCGUAAGUGCGUGUCUAGUGAGGACGGACAGAGCGCGAAUUCUGUGGUUGUCGUGGUCGGUGCGGAUCAUUUCGAAGGGAUUAAAAAGUGUUAUAAAGACGUGUUUGGUGCGAGCGAGGUGGAAGCGAAAGUGCCGGAACUGUUGGAAUGUAAAGACGUGUCCUCUGUAGAUAGUCCAGGUUUAAGAUUAGCCAUCGCGUUACGAAUGCUCGGUUUGCGAUGCUCGCCAGAUUUAAUAGACGAUAUCAUGCGUUCUUUAGAGAAAGACGUCGCGGGAUUAGACAACGCGGAAAAGGAAAAGUUUGAAUUGAAUUCGGAGGCGUUUGGGUCGACUCGCAUGUUGUUGGCGUUGGUGGACGACCGCGAAGUGUUCGACGCCACGGUCGCCGGCCUGGGUAAGAGCGACUUUUGGGAAAAGUUGGCAAAAUUCCGAAACAUGCGACCGAAAUACGGCGGAAGUGGUAUGGAUGAAGCGAACAUUAACGAGCUGCGUUUAGCGAGCAUGGUUGGUUUCUAA
Messenger RNA from Bathycoccus prasinos, 1383 nucleotides. RefSeq lists its product with no specific name. NCBI's taxonomy places the organism in Eukaryota, Viridiplantae, Chlorophyta, Mamiellophyceae, Mamiellales, Bathycoccaceae. The record is from RefSeq and is a predicted model, not a curated record. Bases 1 to 1383 code for a protein of 460 amino acids. The transcript has a single exon.